UAUUUAUUUAUUAUUUAAAAAAAUUUUCAUCAAUUUAAAUCAUCUAACAAAGCCAAUUUAGCUUUGAUAGAAUCAAUAUAAAGAUUAUUUGCUUAUUCUUAAACUUCUAAAUUAUUAUUAUGACUUAACUCCUUUAAUUAAGCAUUAUGUUACAUCCUAGUUGCGCUUUGAAGAAUAUAUUAAUAUUUUUCCUAUUUGGAUAAAUUAGGAUCAUAUUUGUAUUUUUCCCAGUCUUCAACUUUAACUUUAAAUCCAUUUUUUUAUUCUAAGCUUUCUCUGUUUUGUCUUAACUAUUAAAUAUAAUUUGAGUAUUAUUUUUUAGGCAUAAGUUUAGAUUAUUCUUUUUAAUUAUCAAAAAGUUAUUAUUAACUUUAAUAAUUUGUAAUUAAUUUUUUAUUCAAAGAUUUCUUUUUUUUUACUGGAGGAUAUUAAUAAAUCUUACUUUCGCUAUUUUCCAAAACACUAUUAUUAUUUGGUUCUAAGAAAUGAUUUAAUUUAGGAGAAUACUUUAGAUGAGAUUUAUUGUUUAAAAAUAUAUUUUAAUAAAUUCUGUUUUUUUUAGAUAAAUAUUAUGGAGGAGAAUAUUAUUUCCUUAAUGAUUUUUUGCUUUGCUAAUGCUAAUUACUUACUUCAAUUCCAUUAUUUUUUUUUUAUUUGUAUUAUUAUUAAACAGAAUGAACCUCUUUAACUAAUUUAGAAUAUUCAUUUCUUCUUUCAAUUUGCAAUUUUUUUUUUGCUUGUUCUUAAACUUGCUUAAAUUUUACUUCUUUAUCAACUUUUAAAAUUCUUUCAAUUAAUCUACUUUUCGGAAAUUUAUUUUAAUCAAUAUCCAAAACUUACAUUUCAGCCAAUAAAUUACUUUUCAUUUAUAAUUUUCUCAUUCUCAUUUCAUCAUCAUGUAAUCUUUAAUGAAUUUUUAUUUCAUCAAGGUCCAUCGGUUUAUAUAACUUUCUUUUUUCCGCUAGUUGCUUUUUUCGUUUUUCUAAUUCAGGCAAUUCCACUUCAUAAUAAAAUUUUUCGUCUGGAUUUUUAUAUUUUAUUUCUUACUUUAUUUCUUUUAUUAAUAUAUUUGAUUAUUAAUCUGCUAAAUAUCUCUCUUUACUUUAUAGCCUUUAUUUUUCUAUUUUAUUAAGAAUUUAUUAUCUUUUUUCUUCUUACAUUUUGGCUUUUAUUUCUAACUAUUUUUAAUGAGAUUCUUUCAUUUAUCUUUCCAGCAACUUAAAGUAUUAUUCCUGCUAUUGUUAAGAUUUUAAUUCUUUUUAUUUACGGAUUUUUUGCAUUUUUUUAAUUAAUUUUUGGGCUUUUUAUUUCUUUAUUUCUUCUGAAUCUUUUUCUUAAUUUAUUAAUUCGAUUUCGCAUUCAAUUUGUUUUAACUUGUCUUCUAAUUCUACUUUCUUUUUUAAAGUUUACUCAUAUUUUUCCAUAAUUUAAUGUAUUUCUUUUUCAUUAUUAUUUUCUAUUUAAUAUGUUUUCUCAAAUUAUUAAUUUUUGAAUUUUAUUUGAAUUUCUUCUUCUUCUUUAUUGUUUUCUCUUUCAGUCAAAAAUAUUUAUUGUUGAAUUUAAGUUUAAUCUUCUUCUUUAUUUUCGUUUUCAUGAAUUUAAUUUGACAUUUCUCCAAAUUGUUUAUUUUUUUGCUUUUCUUCCGAAAUUUAAAUUAACUUUUAAAUAAAUUUUAAUGCAUCUUAUUUUGAUUUUUAGAUUAUUUUUUCAGGAAAAGUUUCCAUAAAUUUUAAUAAAUAAGUUAUCUUAUUAUUUAUUUAAGGCAUUGGCUAAUUUUGAUUUUCUUAUUAUUUUGUUACAAGAGAAUGUUAAAUACUUUCUUCUACAUUUAUUUU
This is a messenger RNA of Ichthyophthirius multifiliis, 1835 nucleotides long. RefSeq lists its product as hypothetical. NCBI's taxonomy places the organism in Eukaryota, Ciliophora, Oligohymenophorea, Hymenostomatida. The transcript has a single exon. The record is from RefSeq and is a predicted model, not a curated record.